Messenger RNA from Asterias rubens (European starfish), 3896 nucleotides. Its product is annotated as casein kinase I-like. The transcript has 9 exons. Gene Ontology annotation, cellular component: cytoplasm; nucleus. NCBI's taxonomy places the organism in Eukaryota, Metazoa, Echinodermata, Asteroidea, Forcipulatida, Asteriidae. The record is from RefSeq and is a predicted model, not a curated record. Gene Ontology annotation, biological process: endocytosis; signal transduction; peptidyl-serine phosphorylation. Bases 182 to 1492 code for a protein of 436 amino acids. Gene Ontology annotation, molecular function: protein serine/threonine kinase activity; ATP binding.
AAGACAAUGUAAAUAAAUAUGGCGUCGCAAUAUUUGAGGAGGUGAAGAACUGCUCCCAAAAUCCGAUUCAUCCCCGCUUUAGGAAAUUAUAAAUAGUUUAUUUACUCCCAACUAGGGAUAGCUAGAUGUCAGUGUAUAUCGUCUAGGGUGUUUUGGUGAGAUUUGAGGCAGGCGAGCCGGGAUGGAGCUCCGAGUUGGUAACAAGUACCGACUGGGUCGGAAGAUUGGAAGUGGCUCAUUUGGUGACAUUUACUUAGGGACUAACAUUGGGACCGCUGAGGAGGUGGCCAUCAAAUUAGAAUGUGUCAAAACGAAACAUCCCCAGCUCCAUAUAGAGAGCAAGUUUUACCGUAUGAUGCAGGGUGGUGUUGGUAUCCCUUCCAUCAAAUGGUGCGGUGCAGAGGGGGACUACAACGUAAUGGUGAUGGAGCUCCUAGGCCCCAGUCUAGAAGACCUCUUCAAUUUCUGCUCGCGGCAAUUCGGCUUAAAGACAGUGCUACUAUUAGCUGAUCAAUUGAUCAGCCGUGUUGAAUAUGUACAUAACAAGAACUUUAUCCAUCGGGACAUCAAGCCAGACAACUUCCUCAUGGGUCUGGGCAAGAAGGGCAACCUGGUCUACAUCAUUGACUUUGGCCUGGCCAAGAAGUACAGAGACAUCCACACACAUCAACACAUACCCUACAGGGAGAAUAAGAACCUGACUGGAACAGCAAGAUACGCCAGUAUUAAUACACAUUUAGGCAUAGAACAAAGCCGGCGAGAUGAUUUAGAAUCGCUGGGCUACAUGUUGAUGUACUUCAACCUGGGCAGUCUACCAUGGCAGGGCUUGAAGGCGGCCACUAAGAGACAAAAGUACGAAAAGAUCAGUGAGAAGAAGAUGUCCACAGCCAUUGAGACACUCUGCGCUAGCUUUCCAUCGGAAUUUGCCACGUACCUGAAUUACACAAGAUCGCUACGAUUCGACGAGAAACCCGACUACUCCUUUCUUCGACAGCUUUUCCGCAAUCUCUUCCACAGGCAAGGCUUCACCUAUGACUAUAUCUUCGACUGGAAUCUUCUGAAAAUAAGCACCGGCAAACCUCACGAUGAGGAACGCGACAGGCGAGGGGACGACCGGGACAGACAAGGUGUGCUUCAUCACCCGCGUAGCUCUACCACAAGAGCAGUAGCCACGACGGCAGCCACCAGCCGGAUCAAAGCCACUGAAGGGCCACCUCAAGGGCUUGGAGCAGGUGCCAAUCCUACAUCACCCCGUCCAACAUCUCGAGCCGACGCCCAACGCUCAGUCAGCCGACGCCUACACCGGGGCAUGGCACCCCAAGUGAUGUCGGGACCGGAGCCCGUACGACGGGAUAUGGGCGUCGGCCGCCUCACAACUCCGUAUUCUGCAAUCAACGGCGGUAUCAACAGCGGGAUGGGAUCCAAACCCAACGAGCUCUCCAGAGAAGAUGGGGUCCCAAGGACAGCCUCGUCUCGAUACCUCCGGAAAUGACGGUCACGUUGGUGCUCUGUUAAACGUGUAAAUGAGAACUCUGAAAGGGUAAUGCAAUAGGACAUGCCGAUUAACUAAACAAAACAAAAACGAUCAUGCGAGAGGAGAAAAUUCACCGUGAUUUGCGUGAGAUGAUUUUUUUUCUAAGAACAACAACGCCUUGACACUGGACGACUGCGAAAAAGAAAACAAGCUGGUAACCACUGAAUGGCAACUGGACACGUUCAUCAGCAGGGUACCGAGCGAUUUCACGUGUGACAAGCAUUAACGGAUGACUUCCUCAGGCAUAACGCAAAGGUUCGCUUGAAAUGAACAUUUUUGGGAAAUGAACACAAAUCAACAACAGAUUGACUUUCUGUUCUGUUGACGGAAUUUGAUUUUAGAAUGCAGGCAUAGUCAACAGAAAUCACGCAUGGACUGUUUCUUCGAGAGAGUACGGAUAUAUCUAUACAUACAAAAAGUUGGAAGAUAAAUACAUGUAUAUCAGUCUUGAAUGGUUUUAUUGUAAACUGGGACGCGCCGCUAAAACCCUACGCUCCGCUUUUUGUUUUCUAAAACUUUAUUCUGGUCUGGUGUCAUAAUAUGAUGAAAUGUUCUGUAAUUUGUUGGUCAGUAUUUAAAUCGUUCUUAAGGUGCACACUCCCACUAAGCUAUUCCGAAACUUGUAAAUUUUGUUUUCCUUUAAAACUAAAUUUGCACCCCAAAAAACUGGAUGUAUUUUUCUGGCUAAAUCAUUGGGACUGCAUGCAGUUUAGGCAUUAUACUUGCUGUCGUAUUUUCAUGUUAGCGCAAGAAAAACAUAAUCUGAGAGAACAACGAUCUAUGUUCGCAAAUCUGUUUCAUUCCAAAUAUACACUUUUGGCGAAAUGUGCUGGGUAUAUCACACGGAAGAGGCUGGUCCAGAUGUGUCACUGUAGCGAUAGCCGUAGACUCGAUACAGAAACGGCCUAGCUCUCAAAAAUAUGACUUACAUGUAACUUGCACAUUAUUUACUGGGCGAGUAUGAUCUGGGUUUUAAAAGCAUGGUUGGAGUGGAGUGUAACUUGGAUGAUCAAAUUGACGCCAAACCUAUUUGAAUCCUUUGCAGCAGCGUUGUUUAUAAGCUCCUUGAGGAGAAAUUGUCUGUCGGUAAAAAAUAAGAAUAUGAUGAAUAUGUAUCCUCCAAAGUUAAAUAGUUAUGUUUUGUGCUACCUUGGUUUGUAUAAAUGAAUAGUGGGGAGUCUGUGUGCUAGGGCAAUCCACCGCUUUGUUAGAGUAACCAUUGAGCCAAAGACAAGCAGUUGGUCAGUCGUAUGGUAAUGGUAAGGCAAAGAGACAACAGAGGUACGUCUGUGUCAAGUUUGGCUACCCUGUUGUCAAUAUUGUAAUAAGACCCUUUUGGUAUGUGUUUUUGCGAGGUUUUUGGUGACUGGCAGAAAACUAGUACUGCUAAGCAGGAACCAGGAACUGUUAAGCAGGAACCUGGAACUGCUAAGCAGGAACCUGGAACUGCUAAGCAGGAACCAGUGAUAUGGGGAAAAACUGAAUAUAGGAACCUUUGUAUGGCAGUGAAAUCAGGGCCAAAUUUUAUAAAGCUGUUAUAAAAAAAUUGUUUUGCUGAGCAAAAAUUGAGUGGAGCACCAGUUGCAACAAACAAUGUAAACUUUCAGUUUCUGCAAAGCAAGGUUUAUCUGUGCUUAGUAAUUUGUUGUGAAGUGAGCCGUGAUCGCUGCUUGCCCAAUAAAUGAAGGUCUAAACUAAGGGGAAAUUGGAGUUUUGUUUUUGGAAAAUUACUACAUGUAAGUUAGAUUUGUGACUCUGCCAAAACGGGUUUAAUAUUCUGCAACUUGUUACUUUUCUUUUAGCUUCUCUAAAAUGAUGGGGUAUUAGUGUUUUGUAGGUUUAAUGCGCACCAAUACUUACUGUAACACUGCUGUUGGCAGAGGGGGUAUUUUCCCCACCUGGGCCCAAUUUUAUGGCUCUGCUUACCCUAAGCAAAGAAUCAAUGUUUUCGGAAGCAGGGAAUUCUGCCUGCUUACAUCAUGUGUAUUUCCCAGGUUGGCGGGUAAAUUUUGCUUGUGCAGAAUCCAUGUUUUUGGGCAUUUACCGCUUACACAGCUAGCACAGAAAUUCUGUGCCUGUAUAGUGAGCGGAGAAUGGUGUUCACAAGUGCAGAAUUUCGCGCUAAGCAGAGCCAUGAAAUUGGGCCCUGUUUGUUUCUUACCCACAUCAUCUGAUGUCAUGCUGUGUCCAAGUUAACAGUGGCUAUGGCUUCAGUGCCCCAAAACUCCUAUUCUCCAGUGUUGAUGUUUCAGCCAACCGCUGUAGACGUAGCCAAAGUCACUUGACUUAUCUGCAACAACAAUCUUGAGAAAGUCAACAGGGACCAAGUUCAUAGAGCUGCUUAAGCACAAAACAUGAUAAG